AUGGGAAAGAUCAUUUUCUUUGAGGACAAGCACUUUGCUGGUCAGCACUAUGAGUGUAGCAGUGACUGCAAGGACCUGUACUCCUGCUUCAGGCAGUGCAACUCCAUCAAGGUGGAGAGUGGCUGCUUCAUGAUCUACGAGAGCCCCAACUACACGGGCCAGCAAUACUUUGUGUGUCCGGGCGAGUACCCAGAAUUCCACAAGUGGAUGGGCAUCAAUGACCAUGUGUGCUCCUGCCGUAUGAUUCCUCAGGAUUCCAAAGGAUUCAAGCUGUCCUUCUUCGAGAGGACCGAGUUCGGCGGUCAGAUGAGAGAGCUCACAGACAACUGCCCGAACCUGAUGGACUGCUUCAACACCGGCAGCAUCUUCUCCUGCAAGGUGAGGGAGGGCAACUGGCUGUUCUACGAGCAUCCAGAGUACCAGGGGAGGAUGUACCUCAUGAUGCCUGGAGAGUACUGCAGGUUCAGCGAAUGGGGAGGAGCCAGCGCCAGAGUGGGAUCCAUCAAGUGUAUUUUGACUUACUGA
Molecule: messenger RNA, 525 nt
Organism: Engraulis encrasicolus (European anchovy)
Lineage: Eukaryota; Metazoa; Chordata; Actinopteri; Clupeiformes; Engraulidae
Product: gamma-crystallin S-1-like
Exons: 3
Coding region: 1-525 (174 amino acids)
Biological process (GO): visual perception; lens development in camera-type eye
Molecular function (GO): structural constituent of eye lens
Source: RefSeq, a predicted model, not a curated record